This is a messenger RNA of Mya arenaria, 3849 nucleotides long. RefSeq lists its product as uncharacterized. The record is from RefSeq and is a predicted model, not a curated record. The coding region runs from base 922 to 1647 and encodes 241 amino acids. NCBI's taxonomy places the organism in Eukaryota, Metazoa, Mollusca, Bivalvia, Myida, Myidae. The transcript is spliced from 7 exons.
AAUUUUAACUAUUUUGUGAAUAUGUCAGGCUCUUAACAUUCAAUAUAAAGAAAUGUUUUGGUGGUUCUAAUUGAAUGUUGUCUCACAGACUAGGGAGUAAGAGUUGACAAAAUGAAACAAUAUAAUAUACUGAAAUAAUGCAUAUAUAAAUAUUGCUUUUCUAAAAAUUUCCCUUUACAUCAAUGGCCUGACAAUACUUACAAUAAUGUCAACCAAAAACUGAAGAUAGAAAGAUAUUGUUAUUAAAACGAAGUGAUAAAACCCGUUGAGAAUUGCUAAAAUGCAAAACCGUGCUUGAAGGACCAACACGCAAGAUUUUUGUCUUUUUAGGAUCUACGAUUUAGCAUCCAUGUAUAUGUAAGAGUUUAUUUUGGCUUUCUACAGAAAAUAGAGCAAGAUCAGCGAGGUCGCAAACCGAAAAAGCUCGCGCCAUUUUCUGAAAAUCGCAAAAAUGAACUCUUACUGAUUUUGCAUUUAAUUGACACAGUAGCUCCACCCUCUAUGUAGCAAAGUCGUAUUUGGCCGCGAGCGUUUAAUCGCCCAGGCGUUAACUCUUACUUCAAUAAAUAAAUGAGUGUCAUGUAAUGGAAAAUUGUCCCGGCUUUGUGAAUAUUUCAUAAUAGCAAAUAAAUCAACUUUUGCUUGUACUAGAAGAGAAAAGAACCGAACAUUUUUUAUUGACUCAAACUCAGACUCAGUCUCAGUCUCAGACUCAGGCUAUGCUGAGACUAUUUUGAUUUUGGUAUUCACUAACGAUUUUAGACUCAGACUCAGCUGAGAAUACUUUAUGUCGAUGAUGCAAGCGGUAUUUUUCCAUGAUUACGUCAGCAGGUGCUCGCACGCGCCGUUACAUCACUGACAGACGGAUAAUGGACUCGACAGGGUUUCUUAACAAAAAAAGUCCCCCAUGGACAGAGGCAGAUGGUAAGACUCUGCUGCCUCGUACGUGAAAAUUGGGAUCUUCUCUUCGGAGAGAUGAGAGGGUGUGGGGUUGAAAAAAUUUCAACUAAACGCCGGGCAAAGUGGCAAGAGAUUGCCACUGUUGUAAGCCAUGAAUUUACAGCUCCACGUUCUUCGGAACAAUGCCGGAAGAAAUUUCAAAAUGUAAAAGGACGUUCCAUCAACAAAGUCAGUGGGCUGCGGCAUCCACCAACAGGAGGGGGCCCAUCGGCUGUAUUGUCCGUGGCAGAGUCGUGUGUGGCAGACCAUCUUGCCACACACGAAGUUGUCACGGGCAUUGGCGGAGGAUUUGAUUCAGAUGACCUUGAACAAAUUUUUCGGGCCUCGAAACCGGCCUCAAUGAUCUUGGCAGAUGAGCCAACGUCUGAGGCCACUAUCCCAGAAACAUCAGGAGGUCCAUUGAAGUCGUGCAGACAAAAGACCGGGAAAGCAAAAAGAAAAAUUGUCACCACGGAGCAGUCCACAAUAAAUGAAUUAACUGCAGAAAACCUAUCGCUUGACAAUGUCAGGAUUAGGGAGGAGACCAAAAAAAUCAAGCUCCAGAUGGACCUAUUAUUAGAACAAAAAAAUGCACUUAUUUCAGUGAAGGAAAUGGCUGAUGCUGCCAAAAGUUAUUAUUUACAAAGGUCUUCCAUUGAGUUUCAUUCAGGAAAUCCUUUUGUAGAUUCCUUUACUUUUAAUAAAUAAUUCUGCUCAACCAAUUCAUUGGAUAUUUGAAAGUAACAAGCACACUGUUAGAUUGUCUUUGAAACAUUUUAGGCUUGUCCCUGUAUUUUUCAUUGUAUAUUUGAAGGUGAUGUACUUGUUUAACCUAACUUCUUCAAACUUACUUUUGAGAUCCUACAUCAAUCUUCAAAUAUUUAAAGCUUUGUACAGUCUUGAAUUGCAUGUAUGAUUGGCUUAGGUGACUUUAUUUUUGAUCAAGUCAAAAUGUACUUGUUGUAUUAAGUAAUGCCCUGAAAUUCAUGUGCUAUUAAAGUUUUUAAACCAUAUAUGUUAUGCCACUAAGUUUGAUGAUGACAUUUCAUAUAUAUGUUACACAUCAUUGUUCAUCCAUGUCCAAUGAAAUAUUCUUUGUAAAGUUUGUUGAAGUAAUUAUUUAUUAAGGACAUAAGGUAUGUAGUUUGCUAUAUAGUUUAUACAUAUCAAAUUUAUAAAAUGUAUGGUGCCAUAAAGUCAUCAGACAAUUAAGUUAAGGGUAUUGCUUGUUACUUUUCAAAUAUCCAAUUGCUACACAGUUCUCAUUCAUUUAUAAUUCACAAGGUUCAUCUGGAGUUUGAGAAAGUAUCCUCUUUAUGAUUGACACUGUUAAUUUAUAUUAAUGAUUAUUUUCAUAAUGAUCAUUUUAUAAAUGCAAAUGUAUAUACUUUUUAUUGAUAGCUUUCCCUGUGUUUUGACUGCAUGACUUCAUAUACAUUUAUACAACAAUGACUCUAUGUAUUUUUUUUAGUUGAUAUAUAUCAAAUUCAACUCAUAUUAUUCAUAUGUUAUGAACGAUUACAUAUCAGUUAUAUGAAAAAACCCCAGAUGUCUCUGUUUAAUUGGAACUGAUUUUGAUAGUUUGUCAUUUUAUGCAAAGUCUGAAAUGUUAACGGAAUUUACAAACACAUUUCAUCUGAAUUUAUGGUGAUUUUAUCCAAUAUUUGGACAGUCAAUAAGUGAUUUUGUUCUUUUUUGUCAACAAUGGCAUGGUGAAUUAAUAAGAAUUAAGGUAAUGACUUACGUUCUUGUCGAAAUUUACUUAACAUUGAACAAUAGAUAGUAUCGUUUAUAAAGUAUGAAAGUCUGUCCAUGGAAGUAUGGCUUUCAAUUUUCAUGAGCGUCACUUACCUUUGUUGUUUAUAUUAUCAUUACAAAUGAUUUAGUCAAAAUAAAACACUAAUAUUAGGUUUCAAAUAAUACAGAUCGUUGUCAAAUAUUAUAGAAGUGUACAUUAGAUAUGAUAUCGGUCCUAACUAAAACUGUAUGUGAUGUUUGCAUAUGUAUUGUACUUUCAUUGCUUAAUUGUAGCUAGUUGUAACACUAAGCCCUAUGGAUGAUUUGAAUUACAUGCUUUGUUAAAACUGUGGUGUAUAUAUGAGUGUUAUUCCUCAGCGUUUUAAACUCGACUAUUCGAAGAAUAAGAAGAGCUAUCCUAUUCACCUGAGCGUCGGCGUAACCACUUAUGAUAAAAAAAAUUGUAAUAGUUUGUGUACCACCUCAAAUAUGUGUACACAAGAGGAGGUUACUCUAUCAAGCAUUUUGACAAAAUUAUGCCCCUUUUUCUAAUUAGAAUUUACAUUAAAGUUUUCGUACUAUCUGAAAUAUUUUCAAACUCCAUUGACAUCUAGCUUUGAAACUUUGCAUGCUUGUUCACCAUCAUGCCCGCAACAUGUACACAGGAGGAGGUAACUGUGUCAAUCAUUUUGACAUAAUUAAGCCCCUGUUUCGACUAAGAAUUUAUGUCAAAAUUUGCGAACUACCUCAGAUAUUUUCAAUCCUGAUACUGAAAAGCGGCCGAAUAGUCGAGCGUGCUGUCUCUGUGACAGCUCUUGUUUGUACUAUAAUGGUGUAUUGAAAAGAAGUGUUUUAAGUUAACAGCAUUGUUAAUGUCAUCAUUGUUAACUUUCUAAGAGUUUAUGCUCUUGUCACAAUUUAUCAAAACUACUUUCAAUUUGAAUUGGAUUGAAAAUAAAUAGUUAAAUGUUAUUAACAUACAGCAUAUACCUAAAGUAUAAAAGUUCUUAAAAAGUAAAUAUAAUGCAAAUUAUUGGAAAACAAAAAUAGUGAUAUAAACUUAAUCAUUUUUAUAAUAGACUUGAGAAGUUGGGGCCUGUUCAGUUAUGAAAACACUUGUGAUAUGAAGCAUUCCACAUUGUUACUUGUUCAUAGUGGUAAGAUAAUUAAAAC